GUGCCCACGGCACCGAGUCCCGGCGGCGGAGGCCCGGGCCGCCCGGCCUCUCCUGCCCGCUCCCCUAGGACCCUGCAGUGCGGCGGGCACCACUCUCUUUGUCUCCAGAACCGGCCGCCGGAGCCGCUCACACGGAUGCGAGAUCCGCACAUGACCACAGUUAUAUAUCUAUGUUUCCCUUGGGCUAAUAAACCCUGAGACAGCUGGCUGCAAAUACUGAGUGCUGGAUUCCCACUGUCAGAUGGAGACUUUGGAGGAAAAGAGCAAUCUCCUUGGUUUGCAGACAGAAAACAACAUGGAACAAUCAUUCACUGUCACCUCAUUGAAAAAGCUGGUAGCUAUUCCUGACCAUACAGACAUCUCUGUGACCCCAGAAGAGAGAGUACGUGCCUUAAGCAAACUUGGCAGCAAUAUCACAAUCAAUGAAGAUAUCACUCCGCGUCGUUACUUUAGAUCUGGAGUAGAGAUGGAGCGAAUGGCAUCAGUAUAUAUGGAGGAGGGAAACCUGGAGAAUGCUUUUGUGUUUUAUAAUAAGUUCAUAACGUUGUUCGUGGAAAAGCUGCCUAAUCACCGAGACUAUCACCAAUGUGCAAUACCAGAAAAACAAGACAUUAUUAAGAAAUUGAAGGAGGUUGCAUUUCCACGGACAGAUGAAUUGAAGAGAGAUCUUUUAAAAAAAUACAACUUAGAAUAUCAAGAAUACAUGCAAAAUCAAAACAAACGUAGAACCGAAUUUCUGAAGAAACUAGAGCAUCAAAAGCUAAUAGAGGCAGAGAAGAAACGAAUUGCACAUAUGAGGCAACAACAGCUUGAAUCAGAACAGUUUCAAUUCUUUGAGGAUCAACUUAAGAAGCAAGAACUAGCUCGAGAUCAGAAAAUCAAGGAGAACAUGGUUAUGUCUGAACAGAUAGAUGGAAGUACGCUAUCUUGUAUUUCUGUACCAGACAACAGCUCCCUGUCUACCACACUGCUUCAAAAAAAAGAGGGGAGCAGCAAAUCUGGCUGCGCUGGACAUUCACCUCCAGUAAACCGGGUCUUAAAGCCAGCAGCUACUUUAAGUGCUGUUCAGACUCAAUUGGCAGAAGCACUCAGAGGCGUCAUUUUGCCCAGGGAUCUCUGUCACAAAUUUCUGCUGUUAGCAGAGGCAAAUACAUUAAGAGGAAUAGAGACAUGUGGAAUUCUCUGUGGAAAACUGACACAUAAUGAAUUUACUAUCACCCAUGUAAUAGUGCCAAAGCAAUCUGCAGGACCAGACUACUGUGACAUGGAGAAUGUGGAAGAGUUAUUUGGUAUUCAGGAUCAGUAUGAUCUCCUCACUUUGGGUUGGAUCCAUACACAUCCAACACAAACAGCAUUCUUAUCCAGUGUUGAUCUUCAUACUCAUUGUUCUUAUCAGCUAAUGUUGCCAGAGGCCAUUGCAAUUGUUUGUUCACCAAAGCAUAAUGACACCGGCAUCUUCAGACUUACUAAUGCUGGCAUGCUAGAAGUUUCUGCUUGCAAAAAGAAAGGUUUCCAUCCACAUACAAAGGACCUUAGGUUAUUUAAUCCAUGUUCCCAUGUGGUCGGGAAGGACAUAAAGAUAAUUGUGCUGGAUCUGAGGUGAUACAGAUGGACAAUCACUAUGUUACUGUACAAAUGGCCAAAACAGAAAAAUGGAUCCCCGUUUUUCCUACAUUUUCAGAAAUGAAUUUUAUAUUUAUACAUUUUAGAUUGAAUGGUUUGAUAUUUAUUGCUCUAGCCUGUUUCAGAGUUAUUUUGUUGCUCCUUCAAGAUGGAUUUCAGUGGCAUUACCCCUGAAUCUGUAAACAAAUCUCACCUAUAAACCACAAUAAAAAUAACUUCAAACAACA
Messenger RNA from Neopsephotus bourkii (Bourke's parrot), 1850 nucleotides. It is a transcript of the gene STAMBPL1, whose product is annotated as STAM binding protein like 1. NCBI's taxonomy places the organism in Eukaryota, Metazoa, Chordata, Aves, Psittaciformes, Psittacidae. Gene Ontology annotation, molecular function: metal-dependent deubiquitinase activity; K63-linked deubiquitinase activity; protein binding. The transcript has 11 exons. Gene Ontology annotation, cellular component: membrane; endosome. Gene Ontology annotation, biological process: protein K63-linked deubiquitination. The record is from RefSeq and is a predicted model, not a curated record. The coding region runs from base 242 to 1603 and encodes 453 amino acids.